Messenger RNA from Anneissia japonica, 6319 nucleotides. Its product is annotated as gamma-aminobutyric acid type B receptor subunit 2-like. The record is from RefSeq and is a predicted model, not a curated record. The transcript is spliced from 18 exons. Lineage: Eukaryota; Metazoa; Echinodermata; Crinoidea; Comatulida; Comatulidae. Bases 850 to 3981 code for a protein of 1043 amino acids. Gene Ontology annotation, biological process: G protein-coupled receptor signaling pathway; gamma-aminobutyric acid signaling pathway. Gene Ontology annotation, molecular function: G protein-coupled GABA receptor activity. Gene Ontology annotation, cellular component: membrane; G protein-coupled receptor heterodimeric complex.
CACUGUACAAUCGACUCAAGUGAAAUGUCCUCGUGUCCUGACGCUUAUACGCAAAUUUAUAUAGGUUUUAUUUUUCCAAAAGAUAAUGUACCAAUUUGAUUGAACAACAGGUCUAUAUCGUUAUAUACUAUUUGGAAUCUUCUAUGGGAUUUAUAUAUUUUUAAGAAUGAGAACUGACAUGGAUGAGAAGAUAAACAAAAUAAAGACACAAAUACUCUUCGGAGUCACCAUCCAUCACCACCCUGGCGCAUUCCCGCAUUAUAGCAAUACCAACGUACAAUAAUCGAAUGCUAUGGAUUCCGAUAUGAAAACCGAGAACCCAAAAGCACUUUAAGCGUUUACAUAUACAAGAUCGUGCCAUCUCGAUCCAGAGUAGUUUACAAUAGCAUUAUGGACAAUGAUGAAUUUGGAGGGAAUGACGAAGCCGGCAAGAUUUACAAAAUUGCAUGUGUGACGAUUUUGCAGAGGUCGAUUUUAACUCCUUCACAUCUGAUUCUGAAAGUAGGUUCAUUCAAUAGAAAAGGAGGUAAAUGGCAAGAACAAUGCUGAGUAUUUUACAAUACAUUGUUUGAAAUAUUCAUCUUUUAUCUUACAAUCAACAAGCAAAUUACGAGAUAACCACCACGAUUCGAUUUAAUAAAUGUUAACAUUUCAACAUGAACAUUCAAUAGAGUGACAGAGCACAUUAGUGGCGAUUGUUGAGGCAUCUCCGUCAGAAUGUAUUAGCCUUUCUAACACGGAUCCAGGACGAUUUGGGAACAGUGAACGAUUUAUUAUGAUGUUAAGCCUUUUUUGGAAGUCGAUACGCAUGGAAAUAUACAUGUUUAAAAGUGUGAUGGCAGGGAACACAUGUUUGCAGGCUUAAUAUCAAUAAUGAAAGGUAUACAAUGGAUAACGCUGUAUGUUGGCUACUGGUGCCUUUGUAUGCUCCUAGCUGAUGAAAUUUUACCUAUUAAUGCUAUUAGUGAUUAUAAGCACUUGGAUAAUACAUACUGCGGACUGCAAGAUAAGAAUACAGAUAACAUAAAGAAGAUAUACAUCGGAGGGCUGUUUCCUCUAACUGGUGACACGUUUCAAUCGGUACGAGGGCUCUCGGAGUUAGAAGCUGCAAGAUACGCUCUGGAUCUUGUGAAUGAGGAGAGCGUUAACCAAGGAUUUUUAUUGUGCAUGUUCCAUAACGAUACCAAGUGUCACACUGGAAUUGGCGCUGAUGCGUUGUUUGACCAAUUCUACCGCAAACCACCGAUGAAGAUGCUCCUUGGAUGCGCAUGCUCAGAAGUUUCGAAGCAUAUAGCAACCAUCACACAAUAUUGGGACGUUGUAAUGUUAUCAUAUGCAUCUACGUCCGUGGCUCUAUCAAAGCGGGAAUUGUACCCAAUGUUUUUCAGAACCGUAACCCCAGACUCGUCGCAAGGCAACGCACUAGGAGCGUUUCUCUUCAACUUCAAUUGGACAACAGUAGCUAGCCUGACUUACGAUAUAGAGCUGUACUCGCUUGCAGCAAGGGAAAACAUUGAUUUAAUUGAAUCAAAUGGAAAAGUGGAAUUUGCUACAAAAGCUUUGUUCGUUGAUGAUCCAGGUGCAGAACUUGAUAAGAUAAAGGAACAAGAUCGUCGAAUAAUUGUGGGUACAUUCGGUGAAGAAGAAGCUAGAAAGGUUUUCUGUGAGGCUUACAAACGUGGAAUGCACAAAAAUAAGUACGUAUGGCUUCUAGUUGGCUGGUAUAGUAACGAGUGGUGGCGUACUACAGAUGGAACGUCAUGCAGUCGUAAGGAAUUAAUGCGGGCCACGGAUCGUGUCUUUUUUAUAGAUAGUUUGAAUUUAGCAAUUGAAGAUACACCAACAGUUUCAGGAUUGAAACCAUCGGAAUUCGAAUCAUCGUUUGCCAAACGAUCAACUGAGCCCAGCAGUCCUUACGCUCCACAGACGUUCGAUGCAGUGUGGACCAUCUACCUCGCACUCCGCGAUACGAUCGCGGUCAUUGGCCGAAAUUCAUCGAUGAGUCAAGAUGAGGCUGUUGAGCUGCUCUCUAAUCUCGACUACAAUGAUAAUGAUCGCGUACGCGAGAUACUGAUGCAAGAAAUGGCAAAACAGAGUUUUAAUGGAGUGUCGGGAACAGUUUCAUUUGAGGGACCAGAUCGCCUGGGAGCCACAAGAAUACGCCAAAAGCAAGGCGAUAACCUAGAGAUGGUGGCGCUAUUCUUCCCUGAAGACGGUGGUUAUCUGGACCUGACGUAUCGAGGGUGUUCUCCAAUAGAAUGGCCAGGCCGAGUUCCUGUAGACGAGCUGACGCACGUGGAGAAGCCGUUACACGUGUCUUCAAGUGCCUUGAUUGUAGUCGGUGUCAUAAAUGGAUUUGGUAUAAGCGUCGCUUUAUCCUUCCUCGGAUUCAAUAUUCGCUUCCGAAACGAUAAAUCAAUUAAAAUGUCAAGUCCAAAUUUAAACAACUGUAUUGUCGUUGGUUGUAUACUGGUGUACCUAUCUGUAUUGCUUCAAGGAUUACACACGGAAAUAAUUCCCGUUUCAUCGUUUGCCCCGUUAUGUACAGCACGUGCCAUGCUGUUGUCUUGCGGGUUCUCGUUGGCUUUCGGUUCGAUGUUUGUGAAAACAUAUCGAGUAUACCACAUAGUCACCCACGCUACAAGUCGGGGAUUUGGUAAACGAAUCAUGCUACGGGAGUCCAUAUUGUUUGCAAUGGUCGGAGGUUUACUAGCAUUAGAUCUGCUUGUGUUUAUUAUGUGGGGAAUAUUCGAUCCAAUGUACCGCCACGUGACUAGAACGCCAUCCCAGGUGUCGGAGGAUGAAACAAUUGCAUAUACCUUUUGCGUCGAAAGUUGUUCGUCUAAGCAUUCGCAAAUAUGGCUGGGAAUAGUAUACACUUACAAAGGCUUACUGCUGUUAUUUGGAGUAUUCUUAGCAUGGGAGACCAGGAAAGUGAAAAUACCAGCGUUGAAUGAUUCUAACUACAUCGCAUUAUCUGUAUAUAAUGUAGUGAUGCUUAGCGUGAUUGCAGUGGCCGUAUCCAGUCUUGUGAAGCAGCCGCAGCUGGUCACCAUAACGUUCACUUUGGUGACAGGUUGCCUUUUAACAACGGCAACGGCUACCCUAGCUCUUCUUUUUAUACCAAAGGUGAUAGCAGUACGUUCAAAUCAUUUAGGCGACCCAAUCAGUACUUCUGUAGGUCUAGAAACUAGAGGACAAACUCGACGGCUAAUAGCUGAUGAAUCUACUGAGUUAAAAGAAAAUAUAUACAGAUGGGAAGUUCAGAACAGAGCGUAUAGGAAGGAAUGUGAAAAGCUGGAGCAGAAAAUUGCUGAAUUAGAAGCCAAAUUACACAGUUUACAGUGCGAGGAAAGGAUGAAUUUAACAGAAAAUCGUUUAAGUACAAUUUUAUCGGAAGCAAGUGACGCGUCUGAACUUCUCCUCGAUCUACCUGAAACGACCAUAGAUAAUUUUAAUGGUAGCCCCAGACCAGAGUCACGUGAGACGUGUACGUUACUAGAAAGAGGUGAUUCUGGUCGCCAUUCUAUGGAUUCGAGACAAACACCAAAGGAAAAUAUGUAUUCAGUUUUUUGUGUGCAAGACAAGGAACAACCCUCUACUGAGUUUUGUGUUAAUAACACACGUGUUGAAGUUAUCUAUGUAACUGAUGACGCGGACAAAGAGGGUUGUGUUUAUUGUAAUUUACACAAACAAGAUUCUAGAACAUAUUGUGAAUGUAAAACUGAUGAUACAAAUUUACUGUUUUCAUUAAAUCGAAAUCCAGCUUCUUAUUCAAAGUUUGAGAACUCGUCAUCACCAAUAUUAAUUGAUAAACAAUGUCAUGACAACGCCCAUACACAAGGUGCUGAUGUUACUGAUGAUAAUUCAGAUUUCUUGCUUCUUGACGAUAACUCUGAAAUGGAGAAGGAAUUACACAAUGAACGGCACGUUUUAGAAUGUAAACUAAUCGAUCUAGAAGGCACUAUACUUUCUUCCUGAUGUUAAUUAUCAAAUGAUGGUAUUAUUUGAAGGUCAAUGGUGGGAAACUACAUUUGCUGUUUCAUUGGAAAUAAUUCAUCUUGUAGUUUGUGCAUGUCUAAUGUCAAAGGUCAAUGCAUAUAAGCAAUCAUAGGGAUGUCAUAGUGUUCCUUUAUUUUAAGUAUUUGAAGAUUAUUGAGGUAUUCGGCUACCUUAUUCGUAAACACCAACAAAAAUUAUAUAACACAAAAAUUCGUCUGUUUAUAUACUUUGAUAUUCGACAUCUUGUAAAUUCCAAAUACGAGACGGCAUGUUUAAAGAACUGCUGUAAUAGGUUAUUUUAUUUAAACAAAUUAUGUUCUGUCGAUUUUACUUACCUAUUUAGGGAUCUGAACUAACUACCGAUACGCUGCAAUUGCCUCCAAAGCCCUUUGCCAACGUCAAAUCUUAGAUUUGCUGUAUUUAUCAUUAAAAUAAAGUUAAAAACCAGGAUGGAUGAACUGAAUCGCAUGGAAGUACAAAUGAUAAUAAUAUAAUAUAAUAAUAUAAACAUUUAUAUAGCGCUCACAUGUGUUUCUAACAUAAUACGCAGGGUCUCACAGCACUUAUAGUACGACCAGUCGAUUUUAACGAGGCUUAUUAUUGCGGGACUUCAACAUUAAUAUAAAAAAAGUAGUAUGAUAAAAAACAUAAAGCGGGAUAAAAGUAAUGAAGAAAUAAAUUAAUACGUCGUAUAAUAACACUUAAGCUCUGUUCAACUUUUAUUUGAGAAAAACAUGUGGCAUGCCGUGGACAUCAUGACAUCACAUCCUGUAUAUGGGCACAUCAUGACUAUAUAUGGGCACAUCAUGACUAUAUAUCGGCACAUCAUGACCAUAUAUAGGCACAUCGUGACUAUAUGGGCAAACAACUGUUUGUUGUCAAAGAAAAUCUCAUAGUCUGGACAGGGACUUACGCCUACAUCAAUGUCAGCGGUUGUGUCCACACACAAGCAUUCGUCAACAGGCUUAGCAUUGCCGUGUAUACUUAUUUCUAUAUAUUGCCGACAUCAUCAUAGGUUGAUUUUAUUAAGCUAGCCCUAAAUUUUAGUCGCACAAGAGCAAUUAAGACGGGUUGGCGCAAAUGCAAGUAACGCUACAACGCCUAAUAAAACAAAGUAUAAUGAUUUGCUUAAUGGACCUUUCCUUUAAGCCCCGCCCCUUGGAAAUUGUUGCUAAGGUCCCACAAGACGACAUGUGUUAAAACAUACGCAAACACGUGCGUUUGUGGGACAACACGUGUGUUUGUGAGACGCGCGCGUAUUCCUAGCACUUUUCUGAUUAGUCAGUUGUUAAGUUUGAUUGACACUCCGGAAAGGUCUAUUGAAUAAAAUAUCCAAGAAAGAGUUUACAAGAAAGUGAUAUGCAAAGAAAAUAGGUAAGCUUCGUUUUAAUGUGUAACAUUUUAUUUUGUAGAUGAGGUAAAGAAAACCGAACAUAACCGCCUUAAUAUAGGAACGCAGUACAGUACUAAUCAUAUUACAUUUACAUUUUUGUAUAUAUCAUUACAUGGUUGUUCUUAUCAUUUUCAUUCACGGGUUCCACGUGAGACAAGUAGUGGACCUAAAAUAACUUAUGACUUUUAAAUUCGAAAUAUUAUAAUUGGUAAGGUUUCAACGUCAUUAUUCACGGUCACAUGUCCAUAUUUUACGGUCACGUGGCUAUUAUCUGUAACUGGCAUAUAAGUAUAAUUGAUAUAAUUUUUCGUGUUUGUUUGUUGAUCAAAGACAAAAUUAAUCGUAGUACAAAUCAUUUUAUAAUUGAUAAUUAAUUAUAAUAAAAGGUUGCUUCACUACAGUGCGUCAAAAUAUAAUGCAAAUUGCAAAUAGUAGUGUUUAUAAUAAAUUAUACAGUAUAAUACCGAAUAUUAUUUGGUUUAAUGUACAAGAUAAAAAAAAAAAAAAACUAUGUUUAAGACAACAUAUUCUAAAAGUUUACCCAUCAACCAUUGUCAAACCUGUCUCUAUGAAACAUAUAAAAAUGAGGGAAGCAAAAUUAUUCUAUUGAUUUAACACUUUUUGCCAAUUAUGCGCGCGUGAGCUGGUACUCAUGUCGCUAAACUCGAUGUGCAAUCAAAAUCUACUUUGAUAGUAGUAUGAAGCCCUGUCCAGAAUAUCACAUUUUCUUAGACAAAAAAAACUGUUGUAUGCCCAUAUAUAGUCAUGAUGUCCCUAUAUAUGGGCAUGAAUGGGCAUGAUGUGAUAUCAUCAUGACCAUAUUUAGUCAUGUCACAUGUUUUUGUCAAAUAAUAUUCGAUAGGCAAUGAACAGGGCUUUAGAUAUUAAUGAUUGGUAAGACUACCAGACUACCAUUUUUUUAAC